UUCAACAGCAGCAUAGCAGUGCUGCAGCUGCUGCCCAGCAAGGUGGCUAUGAAAUUCCAGCAAGAUUAAGGACCCUUCAUAAUCUUGUUAUUCAGUACGCUUCCCAAGGUAGAUAUGAGGUUGCCGUACCACUCUGUAAACAAGCUCUUGAAGAUCUGGAGAAGACUUCGGGUCAUGAUCAUCCUGAUGUUGCCACUAUGUUGAACAUACUUGCUUUGGUUUACAGAGACCAGAACAAAUACAAAGAUGCAGCAAAUCUCCUGAAUGAUGCCUUGGCUAUCCGUGAAAAGACUUUGGGCAAAGAUCAUCCAGCGGUGGCAGCAACUCUAAACAAUCUUGCAGUACUUUAUGGUAAACGAGGAAAGUACAAAGAGGCUGAACCGUUGUGUAAGCGAGCUCUGGAAAUCAGAGAAAAGGUUCUGGGAAAAGAUCACCCUGAUGUUGCCAAACAAUUAAAUAACUUGGCUUUACUAUGCCAGAACCAGGGUAAAUAUGAGGAGGUUGAAUACUACUAUCAGAGGGCACUGGAGAUUUACCAAACUAAGCUGGGACCCGAUGAUCCAAAUGUUGCGAAAACAAAGAAUAACCUGGCAUCCUGCUAUCUAAAACAGGGCAAAUUUAAGCAAGCGGAAACUUUAUACAAAGAGAUUCUUACUCGUGCUCAUGAACGGGAAUUUGGCUCUGUAGAUGAUGAAAAUAAACCUAUUUGGAUGCACGCGGAAGAGAGGGAAGAAUGCAAAGGAAAGCAAAAAGAUGGCACAUCUUUUGGAGAAUAUGGUGGCUGGUACAAAGCUUGCAAAGUUGACAGUCCAACAGUAACGACUACCUUAAAGAACCUUGGGGCACUUUACAGACGACAGGGCAAAUUUGAAGCUGCUGAAACAUUAGAAGAGGCAGCAAUGAGAUCUCGUAAACAGGGUCUUGACAAUGUUCAUAAACAGAGAGUUGCUGAAGUGCUGAAUGACCCUGAGAGCAUAGAAAAAAGGCGAAGCCGAGAAAGCCUCAAUGUUGACGUGGUAAAGUACGAGAGCGGUCCUGAUGGAGGCGAGGAAGUGAGUAUGAGCGUAGAAUGGAAUGGGGAUGGCACUGGAUCUUUAAAACGCAGUGGCUCCUUUAGCAAACUUCGUGCUUCCAUUAGACGCAGCAGUGAGAAGCUGGUUAGAAAGCUGAAGGGAGGAAGUUCACGAGACAGUGAACCAAAGAAUCCAGGCAUGAAGCGUGCCAGUUCUCUGAAUGUUCUUAACAUGGGUGGCAAGGCUACUGAAGAUCAUUUUCAAGAACGAAAUAAUUGUCUGACAGACUCGAGAGCUUUGAGUGUCAGUCAUACUGAUCUGGCGCAUUGAGAUUCUUGGAGAGAAGCUAGCUAAUAUUCCUUGGUGAAUAAAGAAGCACUGAGACCUUCAAAGCUUUGGUUCCUCAUCAUUACGUAUAGGAACACCUAGUUUGUAGAUUUUGUUGGGUUUUUUCCAAUGGACUGCUGUUUUUACUUUUCUAAAUAGGAACAAUUUUAAACACAUCAUUAGUGGAUAUUUUCUUCUAAAGGAAAACUAGAUAGAGGUAUAUUGCUCGUUGCACUGCUCCUGUUCAUGCUACUUACGUUGAUUUCUUAAAUAGAUCUGAAUAGUACAGCAGCCAAAAAAAAAAAAAAAGGUAAAAAUACAAACAUAAUUAAAGCAUACCAAAAU
This is a messenger RNA of Balearica regulorum gibbericeps (East African grey crowned-crane), 1685 nucleotides long. Lineage: Eukaryota; Metazoa; Chordata; Aves; Gruiformes; Gruidae. The record is from RefSeq and is a predicted model, not a curated record.